GUGUUUCCACUGCACCACAUGAAGAAGCAACGUGUCUAUCCCAUGUCCUUCCUUUCUGGCUUGCUACUUUCACUUCCUUCUCCACAGAAGUCGAACCAAAAUAGCCUUUCUUCUACUCGCUUUAGUUCUCGUCUCUGUUACUGAGAGGAGUAGUUUAAUAGACUUCCGAUUCCGCCAUGGACGUAGCAUCUCAGCUCGUCUACUGUGGAAUGGCAUUCUCUUAUGCCCCUUCCUGUUCAAGGAAAAGCACAGUGUCUCACUUUAACUUUCCCGCCAGAUUCAGGGCUCGUAAGCGAAGUGUUAUUGUUUCUGUUGCCACUGAGCCUAAGCCCUCUGAAACUGGAUCUUCUCGAGCUGUGCCGCCGAAGACGAUCAAUGGAGUCUCCACGAGGAUUGGGGAUGUUUCACAGGAGAUUAGGAGAGUGAGAGCACAAAUGGAAGAAAACGAACAGUUGGCAAUACUCAUGAAAGGUCUUCGUGGGCAGAAUUUGAGGGACUCCCAAUUUGCUGACAACAAUAUACAGCUUCGCCUGGUUGAGGUGGAGGAAAGCAGCGAGUCUUUACCUUCGGUUUAUGACCCUGUUACCAUCUCCUCAUACUGGGGAAAGCGUCCUCGUGCGGUAGCAACACGUAUUGUCCAGUUACUGUCUGUUGCUGGCGGUUUUCUUUCUCGUAUUGCGUGGGAUGUGAUAAACAAGAAGGUGAAAGAGAAUGAAGUUGCACGGGCCAUUGAAUUGCGGGAGAUUGUAACCUCUUUGGGUCCAGCAUAUAUAAAACUUGGGCAAGCAUUGAGCAUUCGGCCAGAUAUACUAUCACCUGUAGCAAUGAUGGAACUGCAGAAGCUUUGUGAUAAGGUUCCUUCAUUUCCAGAUGAUUUAGCUAUGGCCCUUAUAGAGGAGGAGCUUGGUAAACCUUGGCACCAAAUCUAUUCUGAACUUACUUCCUCCCCAAUUGCUGCUGCAUCUCUGGGUCAGGUAUAUAAAGGCCGUCUAAUUGAGAAUGGGGAAUUAGUGGCUGUUAAAGUACAGCGGCCUUUUGUCCUAGAGACUGUAACCGUUGAUUUGUUCGUCAUCCGGAACUUGGGAUUGUUUCUCCGGAAGUUUCCUCAGAUCUCCAUUGAUGUUGUUGGGUUGGUGGAUGAAUGGGCAGCUCGUUUCUUUGAGGAACUUGAUUAUGUUAAUGAAGGUGAAAAUGGAACACGCUUUGCUGAAAUGUUGAGAAAGGACCUUCCACAGGUUGUUAUACAUAAAACGUAUGAUAAAUAUACUUCAAGAAAGGUUCUUACAACGGAAUGGAUAGAAGGGGAGAAGUUAUCCCAGAGUAAAGAAAGUGAUGUUGGAGAACUGGUUAAUGUGGGAGUUAUAUGCUACCUAAAACAGUUACUUGAUACUGGCCUUUUCCACGCUGAUCCACAUCCUGGGAAUUUGAUCCGCACACCAGAUGGGAAGUUGGCUAUACUAGACUUCGGUCUUGUGACAAAAUUAACCGAUGACCAGAAGUAUGGGAUGAUUGAAGCAAUUGCUCAUCUUAUUCAUCGAGACUAUGAUGCUAUAGUCAAAGAUUUUGUCAAGCUCGAAUUCAUUCCAGAGGGGGUUAAUUUAGAACCUAUCUUGCCAGUUCUGGCCAAAGUUUUUGAUCAGGCACUCGAGGGUGGUGGAGCCAAAAAUAUUAACUUCCAGGAGUUGGCAUCAGAUUUGGCCCAACUAACAUUUGAUUAUCCAUUUAGAAUACCCCCUUAUUUUGCUCUGAUAAUCAGAGCCAUUGGGGUAUUGGAAGGCAUAGCUUUAGUGGGAAACCCUGAAUUUGCCAUCGUUGACGAAGCCUAUCCAUAUAUUGCGCAGAGACUCCUGACAGAUGAAUCACCUCGUCUGAGGAAUGCCUUACGUUACACAAUAUAUGGAAAAUCUGGAGUUUUUGAUGCUGAAAGAUUCAUUGAUGUCAUGCAAGCCUUUGAGAAUUUCAUAACUGCAGCUAAAAGCGGAGGUGGAGAGAACCUGAACGGGAAUAUGGCUGGUCUAGGCCUUUUACAGAGUCAAACACAGUAUAUCCCUCCUGGAUUUCUACCUACCACCUUGCAGCCAAUUAAAACAAGAGCAGCCUUAGCCUUUCUGCUGUCUGACAAGGGGAAUUUUUUCCGAGAAUUUCUGCUGGAUGAGGUUGUGAAGGGAAUUGAUGCAGUUUCGCGAGAGCAAUUGGUACAAAUCAUGGCAACCUUAAGAAUUGGAAAUUCAGCUCCAAUUUUUACCAUGGUUUCUGCAUUUGGGCCAUUUAAGCGUGAAGCACUUAUUCCUACAAUCACUGACGAGGACAGAGUUAUAUUGAACAAUGUUCAAAAGGUUGUGGAUUUCUUGUCAGCUGGAACUUUAAAAUCAAAAACAUUGGAUCAGGGUGUGGAUUUUGCCCAGGUUGCUCAAGUGCUUCUUCCAGUGUUGCCAGGUAUCUCAGCAACAGUUCUCCCUGAGGUGCUCAGUCGGUUAUCUUCACGAGUGUUAGCACGCUUAAUUCGGGAUACAUUUUUGUAAUGCCUUUUACUCUUCAAGCUAAUUAAAUGUGCUUAUAAUAACUAAUAAAAAAUUGUUCCUAUAAUUGUCAUUUGAAUGGCUUGAAAUGAAAAAGAUAAGGCCUCCCCUGCAUUUGUAUAAUUGGUUGAGGGAGGAAGGGAGGAAGGGAGGAAGAGAGGGGUUAAAAGCUGGGUCAUGUACAUAUUUGUAUAUUACUGCUUGAUUCCAUUAAUGAGUUUCAGGUUUUAGCUGGAUUACUGGAAUGA
Molecule: messenger RNA, 2767 nt
Organism: Telopea speciosissima
Lineage: Eukaryota; Viridiplantae; Streptophyta; Magnoliopsida; Proteales; Proteaceae
Exons: 13
Coding region: 177-2522 (781 amino acids)
Biological process (GO): protein phosphorylation
Cellular component (GO): chloroplast
Molecular function (GO): protein kinase activity; ATP binding
Source: RefSeq, a predicted model, not a curated record